Molecule: messenger RNA, 978 nt
Organism: [Torrubiella] hemipterigena
Lineage: Eukaryota; Fungi; Ascomycota; Sordariomycetes; Hypocreales; Clavicipitaceae
Source: the annotation of a GenBank genome assembly
AUGAGUUUCAAAACGACAGAGGUAUACGCUCACCACAAGAUCCCACUGGAAUGCACCAUCUACGCUGGGCCGGACAUCGCUGAUGAUGCUCCCGUUGCGCUCUUCUUUCACGCUGGUGCCUUGAGCGGCUGGGUCAAAGAACGCAUGCCCCCAUGGCUAGUCCAAGCCUGUAUCGGUCGCAAAUGGCCUCUUAUCACCGCCGACUACCGGCUCAUGCCGCAGGCAACCGCCAGCGAUCUGCUCCAAGAUGCCAUGGCAGCUUACGAAUAUGCUCAGAGGUGGAACACGACAGGUGAAGCAAGGCGCAGAGUUAUUGUGUUUGGUGCAAGCGCUGGCUUUUUCCUAGCUACAACCCUCGCGCGGCACCUCGAACAACCACCUAUCGCGCUCUUCUCCAUCAGUGGCAUCACAACCUUCCAGCAUCCAUUUUAUAGCUCCAGCAUUAGCAUCACUGAUGACCAUAAGACGGACGCUGAUUUUGAAGAAUUUGAUGCGGAACCAGUCCAAACAUGCCGCAUUACGACAGAAACUACGGGCAUCUUCCACAUCGAAAUGCUUCUGCCUGACGGGAGCCGCAACCCGGACUUCAAACAACCGGCACUAGUUGUUGCAGAGGAACACCUGGAUCGUCGAGGUGGACUCAUGUACGAACACUACAUCCGCACGAAUAAAUAUCCAGGCCUUGUACAAGCAAUUGACGACGGUUUUGAGUGGGUCGGAACGGAUGAGCAGAAGAGAAAACUAUGGCCGCCGACUGUCAUUUUUCACGGCAAUGCUGAUAUUGCUGUUCCACACGAUAUCAGCGUCAUGAUGCAACAAAAGCUUGGAAAAGACAAGGUUGACAUCUUUAUUGCAGAAGGACAAGAUCACCUCUUUGAGAGCUCCUUGUAUCUAGAGGAUACACUGCCCUCCAUGGAUCCGGUCCGUCGAGCGUUGGCCCGCUUAGAUGAAGUAGUUGCAAAGUGUAAGAGUAUAUAA